AUGGCCGCUAAGUCAGACGGGAGGCUGAAGAUGAAGAAGAGCAGCGACGUGGCGUUCACCCCGCUGCAGAACUCGGACAAUUCGGGCUCGGUGCAAGGACUGGCUCCUGGCUUGCCGUCGGGGCCCGGAGCCGAGGACCCGGAGGCUGCUGGGGCCGGCUGCUGCCCGGACGGCGGCGGCUGCUCGCGCUGCUGCUGCUGCUGCGCGGGGAGCGGCGGCUCGGCGGGCUCGGGUGGCUCGGGCGGCGGCGGCCCGGGCGGUGGGGCAGGCUCGGCGGCUCUGUGCCUGCGCCUGGGAAGGGAGCAGCGGCGCUACUCGCUGUGGGACUGCCUCUGGAUCCUGGCCGCCGUGGCUGUCUACUUCGCGGACGUGGGAACGGACAUCUGGCUCGCCGUGGACUACUACCUGCGCGGCCAGCGCUGGUGGUUUGGGCUCACGCUGUUCUUCGUGGUGCUGGGCUCGCUCUCGGUGCAAGUGUUCAGCUUCCGCUGGUUUGUGCACGAUUUCAGCACCGAGGACAGCGCCACGACCAUGGCCUCCAGCUGCCAGCAGCCCGGACCGGAUUGUAAAACGGUGGUCAGCGGUGGGUCUGCAGCCGGGGAAGGCGAGGCUCGCCCUUCUACGCCGCAGAGGCAAGCAUCCAACGCCAGCAAGAGCAACAUCGCCGCCACCAACAGUGGCAGCAUCAGCAACGAGGCCACCCGAACCAGCGGCAAACACAGGUCUGCGUCCUGCUCCUUCUGCAUCUGGCUCCUGCAGUCACUCAUCCACAUUUUGCAGCUCGGGCAAAUCUGGAGAUAUUUGCACACAAUAUACUUAGGUAUUCGGAGCCGGCAGAGUGGGGAGAGUGGCAGGUGGCGGUUUUACUGGAAGAUGGUGUAUGAGUAUGCGGAUGUGAGUAUGCUGCACUUGCUAGCCACCUUUCUGGAGAGUGCUCCACAGCUGGUCCUGCAGCUCUGCAUCAUCGUACAGACUCACAGCUUGCAGGCCCUCCAAGGUUUUACAGCAGCAGCCUCCCUUGUGUCCUUGGCAUGGGCCCUAGCCUCCUACCAGAAGGCUCUUCGGGACUCCCGAGAUGACAAAAAGCCCAUCAGCUACAUGGCCGUCAUCAUCCAGUUCUGUUGGCACUUCUUCACCAUCGCUGCCAGAGUCAUCACAUUUGCCCUCUUUGCUUCAGUUUUCCAGCUGUAUUUUGGGAUAUUCAUUGUCCUCCACUGGUGCAUCAUGACCUUCUGGAUUGUCCACUGUGAGACAGAAUUCUGUAUCACCAAAUGGGAAGAGAUUGUGUUCGACAUGGUGGUGGGAAUCAUCUACAUCUUCAGUUGGUUCAAUGUCAAGGAAGGCAGGACACGCUGCAGGCUGUUCAUUUACUAUUUUGUAAUCCUUUUGGAAAACACAGCUUUGAGUGCACUCUGGUACCUCUACAAAGCUCCCCAGAUUGCGGAUGCAUUUGCCAUCCCAGCACUGUGCGUGGUUUUCAGCAGCUUUUUAACAGGCGUUGUUUUUAUGCUGAUGUACUAUGCCUUCUUCCAUCCCAAUGGGCCCAGAUUUGGGCAGUCACCAAGUUGUGCUUGUGAUGACCCUGCUACUGCCUUCUCUCUGCCUCCAGAAGUGGCCACAAGUACACUACGGUCCAUCUCCAACAACCGCAGUGUUGCCAGUGACCGUGAUCAGAAAUUUGCAGAGAGGGAUGGUUGUGUCCCUGUCUUUCAGGUGAGACCAACUGCACCACCCACCCCAUCAUCUCGACCACCACGGAUUGAAGAAUCGGUCAUUAAAAUUGACCUGUUCAGGAAUAGGUAUCCAGCGUGGGAGAGACACGUGUUGGACCGAAGCCUGAGAAAGGCCAUAUUAGCCUUUGAAUGUUCCCCAUCUCCUCCAAGGCUGCAGUACAAAGACGAUGCCCUUAUUCAGGAGAGGCUGGAGUACGAAACCACUUUAUAAAACAGAAGAAGCCACAAUGUCCACAUGAAGAGAUGACAGCAGGGCUGUGGCAAUAAUGACACUUAAUCUAAGAGUAGGGCAAUGAGCUAUAUGUCCUUAGUCCAAACAUUGUCAUGGUAUGGUUUGAUCUUCCAUUAGCUGACUGCCUGCUGCUGGUGUCCAUUCAAGCCAGCAGUGCUGAGAGUCUCUUACUCCACCUAACGGGGCAAUGCCAGCUUGGUAUGACUGUUGUUACCAAACUCCUCCAGCACAGGCUUGGAGCACAUUCACCGGAGGGUACCAUUAUUAUAAAAAAAAUUGUUGCCUCUAAUCAUUAAGGUAUUUUGAUGGAGUUUACUGAUUUUUGCAUAAAUACGUUCAUAUACACACACACAUACACACACACACCACCACCACCACCAUCACCACCAACAACAACAACACCCCUCUAUCUAAAGAGUUGAGGUGGGGCUGGAAAGACAACCCAGUAGUUAAGAGCACUGACUGCUCUUCCAAAGGACCCAGGUUUGAUUCUCAGCACCCACUUGGUAGCUCACAACUACCUGCAACUCCAGUACCAGGAGAUCCAAUGCCCAUUUUUGGCCUCCUCAGGCACUGCACACACAUGGUGCACAGACAUAUAUGCAGGCAAAAUAACAUACACAUAAAACAAAAAUGAAUCUCAAAAAAGAGCUUAGGUGAUUUCCUUGAUGCAAAACUCAAAACAGACUCCAGAAAGAAAUCAAUAGUGCUUAGAAAGAUUUCAUAAACCAUUUUCUCAUUUGGAAACCAGUAGUAUAUGUGGUGAAGCCUGUGCAGUGGACAGCAAACUCAAGUGUUUACAUGUGUACUAGCAUUGACUGAAUGAUUCUUUUUCUAUACAUUUCAGGAUUUGUUUUUUACUUUAGGUUUUGCAGUUGAGAACAUCCUUUAUGACAGAAAUCCUAUGCAGAACAUGUAUGGCUUUGGAUGAGACCAAGGAGCUCAAUAUCCGUGAUGUAAAUUAAAUGAUAAUCAUAAUUCAGUAUUCAAUUGCAAAAAUACAAUUUAUAUGCAAAGAGCAGUUGGGGGAGGGACAAAAUGAGAGUCAGAUUCUAAGGUGUGUGUGGUUCAUAUUGGAAUGCACCCACAGAGCCACAGGAGAGGGAGGGGCUGUUUCCAGGUGCAGAAUGAGCAUAGUGAGCAGGUGUGAUUUUGGAAACCAUAUGCCACAUCUUUCUAGUGCCAAACUUUGUCCAAUCACAGAACUGAUAUGGAAUCCCCGAAAACAGAGAAUAAGUGGUAUCCCAAAGCAGACAAGAGAAGAAUGAUCAGGUUGUCCGCUGUGUACAGACUUACCUUCUCCCAUCCAAGGUCAAAGUGAUGUGUCUCCUAGAGACUUUGGGACUCCUUUUAACAAGAGGGAGCAUACAGAUGCAAUGUGUAUGCUCUAAGGAAACUGCCUGGACUGCUUGAGGGCUUACCACUCCAUCAGCUAAGAUUUGUAUUCAAAUCAUCUGUAAAGUCGCGCUCUUUCAACAAGCUUCUGAGUUUUAAAUACCUCCGUACAGCAAGUAAACAUUCCCGCUUUCUGUUCUCAGUGUCCUUGGUCAUGGUGCUUUUUGUUGCAUUAAAAGUGCCGGUCAAACUUUGAUAGUAUUUUUUUAUAGUUGGUGCAGAGUGGAAUAACUCAUGGAUUAUUUCAAUAUUUUUGUAAUAAAAAUAUAGGGUGUACAUAUAGGCAUUGUUGCUUUUUUUUAUAGACUUGGAAUUGUUUAAAAUACAUUAAAUGUCAUAUUCACUUGGGAUAUCAGAAUCCAGUCUACAAAUCCAUCAGCCUGCCUCAACAGAUUGAAAACACUUGUCCCUGGUGAGAUUACCUUACUUUUUGCCAUUUGGCGGCCCAGCAACCUGACCAGGGUGCUAUCAGAGAGCAUCAAGUAAAGAGGGAAGUGGCCUAACUAGAAAGGGCUUGUGAAGACUGAUCAAUGUCUCCCAGGAAAUCCAAGAUGUAAGUGAUUUCUUUCAUCUAUCCAUUAGAACAACCUGACCACAGUGGAAGAUGUCUUAAACUUCCUUCCCUGGUUUUAUACUAACCCAGCUGAUAUAUUAAAGAUCAGUCAAGUCACAAAAAAAAGAGAAGGAAGAAAGUCAGUUUCAUUUAAAUAUUCACUCAAAAUAGUCAAGUUCUAGAGCCACCACCCAUAAUGGAUGCGUCAUCCAAAGACUGUGGUCCCCAAAGUGACAUCCACAGGAAGGGACAGAGGGCUCAACCUAGGACUUCUUUUGGUACAAAGCCCCAAAGCAAUUUUUUAAGACAGACAAUUUUUAUCAGACAUAUUUCCUAAUACUCAAUGAUUUGAUCCUUCAAGCAAGAUUUCCACUACAAUACACUAAUCUUCUGUUGGAAUGAAGAAAUACUACCUUGCUACCAGUAAAGCUUCAGAAUAUUCGGCUUCUCAGCAAAUGGUGAACGCAUCCCCUUCCAGUUUAGAAGGAAAUCACAACAAUUUGGGCAGAUACUUUGCUGGUGUGCAGAACCAUGAGCUAUUAACUUCAUUAGUUCUAAGACAACUUUUAACUGAUGAGCUUUGGAGAUUGACUUUCCCAGGUGGUCUGCAGCUCUGAUUCUGAGUGAAUAACAAUGAACGUCAUAAUAGUGUCCAAUCAAACAAGCCAACAGGAGCAUCCACUCUUU
Molecule: messenger RNA, 4600 nt
Organism: Peromyscus eremicus (cactus mouse)
Lineage: Eukaryota; Metazoa; Chordata; Mammalia; Rodentia; Cricetidae
Gene: Xkr4
Product: XK related 4
Exons: 3
Coding region: 1-1944 (647 amino acids)
Biological process (GO): engulfment of apoptotic cell; apoptotic process involved in development; phosphatidylserine exposure on apoptotic cell surface
Cellular component (GO): plasma membrane
Source: RefSeq, a predicted model, not a curated record